UUUCCGUAAACUUCAUUAUCUUGUCAUUUGAUAAAAUUUCUAUUUUCUAUUUUUGUUGUAAUUAUAUUUUUUAUUCUGAGGAAAUAAUUGAAAAUCGCUCACAACAACCGACAAAUGCAUAGAAGCGUGAAGUUUUGCACUGGGAGUAAUUAUGUUGGCAUUUACAAUAAUCCCAUGAAUUGCAUGGAGGGCUACGGCCUCUACGUUUAUCCCGAUGGCAGCGAAUAUCAGGGCUUCUUUCGACGUGGUCGCUUUCAUGGCUACGGACGACUCACAAUGGCAGCACCAUAUGCUUUCACGUUCAUUGGCGAAUUCCAUAAUGGCGAAUUGGCGAUCAUCAACGAAAUGAUCUACCCAGAUGGACUGAUAUUUAAUGCCGAUUUUAAGAAUGGAAAAUUAAAUACAGAUAAUUGGCCUUAUCUCAGCAAGACCGAUCGCCGUUAUACGCGUGAGCUAUGUCUGGACCUUACGCCGGUAGUACCCGAAGAACCGAUUGCACGUUACGGUGCGCGUUCGCUCAAACCGAAAUGUUACGAUACCGAAGAGGGUGUUUUUGUCGAGAAAAGUCGGUUUAUCACACAAAUUCCACCGCCAUUUUAUCACUUGCGUUUCGUUAACUGCGAUAAAGAGCUGGAAUGGAUACAAAAAUAUUGUCGACAUGAAGAUACUGAUAAUCCCUAUGAACCCGACGAAGCAAGUGGUCGUGAAAUUAUUGAAACCAAUAUAAAAGCAACAACGGAAUUGGGUGAAAAUCUGUAUUCAUGUACAUGCAAUGUUAGUAAGCCGGAUGGUUUGGAAAAGUUGUGCCGACGUGGUUUUCGUGAGGGCGACGUUAGCUCAUCCACUUCGGCAUUUUCAAAUGGUUAUAGAGAACUGUCGAGUUCAAGCAGUGCAAGCUCAUUUAUUACCAAACCGUUAAAGAGAGAUUUGAAAUUAAUGUGCGACAAUGAAGUGGCCCAACUGGGCUUGAAGCCAAACGAUUUAGGAUCGGGAUUUUGGGUGUAGGCGAAAUAUUAAAAUAUAUUACCAACAGGUAUAAUAAAAUUUAGUUUUCUUUUCAAUAACACAUAUGUAUGUAUGUAUGCAUGUA
Molecule: messenger RNA, 1090 nt
Organism: Ceratitis capitata (Mediterranean fruit fly)
Lineage: Eukaryota; Metazoa; Arthropoda; Insecta; Diptera; Tephritidae
Exons: 1
Coding region: 115-1005 (296 amino acids)
Source: RefSeq, a predicted model, not a curated record